Messenger RNA from Galleria mellonella (greater wax moth), 10149 nucleotides. It is a transcript of the gene enok, whose product is annotated as histone acetyltransferase KAT6B. Gene Ontology annotation, cellular component: MOZ/MORF histone acetyltransferase complex; nucleosome. The transcript has 11 exons. The coding region runs from base 652 to 8529 and encodes 2625 amino acids. Lineage: Eukaryota; Metazoa; Arthropoda; Insecta; Lepidoptera; Pyralidae. Gene Ontology annotation, molecular function: histone acetyltransferase activity; DNA binding. Gene Ontology annotation, biological process: nucleosome assembly; regulation of DNA-templated transcription. The record is from RefSeq and is a predicted model, not a curated record.
CUGACCGACAGGAUAUCAAAAAUAUUUUUUUAACAAGGCAAUGUGAUUGAUAGCCAUUUUGGAGAGCCUUUUGUUGGUGUUUUGUGAAUGUUUUCAUGUAAAUUUUGUAAUAAUGCGAUGAUGAAAAAGCAAUUUUAAUACAUAUAACACUUUGUUGUAACAAAACAUCAAAUUAAUACAUUAUAUACAGUAGUAUUGUUUGUGUAGUGAACUCGCAUUGUGAUUAAAAAACCGGAAAGAACUCUUAUCGUAUUUUAAUCUUGUUAUAUUUUUAUUUUACUAGUGUCUUGUAUUGUAACCUUUUAUUUGACUAGUUUACAUUUUGUGAUUAGUGAAGUGUAAUAAACAUCUACAUUAUUUACGUCGCGUGUUUUGUUGUACGUAAAAUUUAGAUCGCCACAAGAUGGCCGCCCAAUGCCCGCUUCGCCAAAACUUGCUUUCGGGGCCCGAUGUGUCAUCAACGGACGAGUGCUUGACGAGCAUGCUGUGAACCGGCGUCUCGGACCGCGACCGUGUUUUCCGGUCGCAUUCGGCGAGGUUCCAUUUCAUAAAAUGGAAUUUCGCUCGAGGCGCCAAAAUAUGAUGGGUGUUGACACAACUUCAAUACCAUACCGUUACUCUGACGGCUGUACAAAAUAAUCGUUGACGAAAAUGAGCGAACCGGACGACGUUGGCAAAGAAGUGUGGAAGCGAUGGAUUUUGGAAGCUAUACACAAAAUAAGGUCUCAAAAACAGAGGCCGAGCGUAGAAAGGAUCUGUCACGCGAUACGACAGCAUCACAACUAUCACGAGGAUGUCGUUUCGGAGCGUCUGGAGCGGGCAGUUCGGGAAGGUGCUGUUCUGAAAGUUUAUAACAAGGGGCAGAGCUCGUACAAAGAUCCUGGUGGUCUGCAGAGCAAGACUCUUCGUAUCGCACCUGAUGUGGACGUUUCGCGGGCUGUGGCGAAGGCUGUGCGUGAACUGGGCGAGCGAGAUGGUUCAACUAUAAGGUCUAUAGAGAAACAUUUGCGGCAAGCAUAUCAAGUGACAGUGGGACCAGAUGUGGAUGUGCGCAGUGUGUUAAGGGCAGGAGCUAAGCGAGCAGUGGCUAGGGGCUUGUUGAUUCACCACGCGGGGGCUUACAAGGCAACUGAGAGACCCUUGGCAGCUACUGGCGAGCGCACCCCAAAACAAAGAGUGAAAAGUUCUUCAGAGCCUGCUGACAAGAAACACAAUCAGGGUGGUGUGCCUGUUUGCACCGAGUGUCUCGGUACAGACACAAGAAAUGGUGUAGGAUCAGUAGAGUCCCUCAUCUGUUGUGUGCAGUGCAAGUUGUAUGCGCAUCCUACUUGCAUAAACUUGUUGGAUCACAUCAGUCAAGCAGCUAUAAAGUCGUCGCGGUGGUGCUGCGGCGCGUGCUCGCGGUGCGCGGAGUGCGGCGACGAGCGCGCGCGCGCGUGGGCGGCGCGCUGCAGCGGCUGCUCGCGCGCCGCGCACCCGCGCUGCCGCCCGCCGCCCUGGCGCUGCCACCGCUGCACGCCGCACAAGAGAUCAACAAUGGGGGGUACUCCAAAGGGAAGGAAACCGAAGACGCCGGCGCGACGUAUCGACUCGGACGACGAGCCAUCGGAUGGUAAUGAUCCGCCGGCCUUCACUCGCAUCCCGUCCGAACAGAGAAUGUCCAAGGAGAAACAAAAAUUUUUCCGAUUCUCCGCGUUCAAUCUAGUGAAGAGGAGACGAUGUAGAGAAUCCUCUAGCGAGUGGGAGGGUUGGGAGGGGAAAUCGAGGUGGGGGGGAGUCCGCGUGACCCGCGUACAGCGCGUAGAGGUACGACUCGAGAGGCGGUCUGUCACGCCCUCCUCCACCGACUCGGAGCCGCCGCGGUCGCGUGCCCUGCCGCCCGCCCUGCCGCCCGCUACGCCCUGCCCCGUCCCCGCGCCCGCGCCCUUCGCCGUCCCCGCGCCCGUGACCGCGCCCGCGUCCGCCCUCGUGUCCGCGUCCGUGCCCGCGCCCGCGCCCGCCCCCGUCGUGCCGUUCGCAGCUUUCGCGCGAUCUCCGCGCCCCGCGCAUCUCUCGUCCGUGUUCGAGCGGCUGGCUACCCACACUGGCCCCGACGGCACCUGGGGCUUCGCCGCCGAGGCCCUGAAGCAGCGCCAAAUACAGGAAUCGUCGAAGUCGCCGCAGUGCAGACCUAAGUCGCCGGCCGUCACGCCCGAGAGGCAUCGCGUAGUGCGUCGCAGGAGCAGAUGUGGCGAUAGGCUGUUGACCACGCUGUUUGAUGGAUUAUCGGAGUUUUACUCGGUACGAACUGCGUCGAGAUCUCAGUCGAGACAUCGACCGGCGAGAAUCGUCGAACCCGAGGAGGAUCGGCAGGUUUUAAAAGAGACGAGGAGUACUUUUAAGCGAUACCAGGCAGCGCUGAGAUGCGGCCGGACGAGGAGUCCCAGUCGGCCGCGGAGCCCGAGCCGGCCGCGAAGUCCCGGGCGACCGAGAAGUCCCAGCCGGACGAGAACAGCCAGUCGAGCUAGGAGUCGGUCGCGGCCGAAACUUGAAAGAAAGGCUGAUACGCGGAAACGGGAGUCGACUAGAGAACGAAGUAGAUCGCGGCCUCGGCCUCGGCCCCGACAGAUUAAAGAGACUAGACGCGUGACGGUCGAUGAGCGCGAGCCGUGGAGAGAGCGCAGCGCGAGCCGCUCGGAGGAUAGUCCGCUGGCGACGCGCGGGGCCAGUGCGCCGCGGGGGCACAGUGGGGACAGCGGGGACAGCGCGGCCAGCGAGGCCAGCGGGGCGCGGGAGGCGGCGGUUGCGCCGGCGCCGCGGCUGUCGGCGUCGCAGCUGGUUAGGACGCUGGCGGCGGGCAAGCACCGGGCGGCGGCGGAGCAGUCCGAUAAACUGUACCGCGGGGUAGCGCUGGCCAGCCGGGCCGCCGCGCCCGCGCCGGCCACCGAUCAGACGGAGAGCAAGCGGUUACCGCCGGGAGUGACGGAGGCGGACGCGGAGUUGUUCAAGGCGGCGCGCGCGGCCGCGGGGGCGGAGGCCGAGGCGGCGGAGGCCGGCGCCGCGCCGCCGCCCGCCAGCCCCGGCGCCGCGCCGCCCGCGCCGCCCGCGCCGCCCGCGCCGCCCGCGCCGCCCGCGCCGCUGCCCGCCGCCUCCGCCACGCCGUUGCGCUGUCCGUCUGCGAUAGAGUUCGGACAGUGGGAGAUCGACACCUGGUACUCGAGUCCAUUUCCACAGGAAUAUGCCAGGCUCCCGAAGCUAUUCCUCUGCGAAUUUUGCCUAAAAUAUGCGAAGAGUCGAGCGGUAUUAAUGAGACACCUAGACAAGUGCCUGUGGCGGCAUCCGCCUGCCACCGAAAUCUAUCGCUGUGGCGACAUUUCAGUGUUCGAGGUUGACGGGAACGCGAACAAGAUCUAUUGUCAGAACUUGUGCUUGCUCGCGAAAUUGUUCCUGGACCAUAAAACCCUCUACUAUGACGUAGAACCGUUCCUCUUUUAUGUGCUGACAAAAAAUGAUAAUAAAGGUUGCCACCUAGUUGGCUACUUUUCCAAAGAGAAACAUUGCCAGCAGAAGUAUAAUGUGUCUUGCAUAAUGACGAUGCCGCAGUAUCAGAGACAAGGCUAUGGGAGGUUCCUCAUCCAUUUUAGUUAUCUACUUUCAAAAGAAGAAGGGCAGCCUGGUACACCAGAAAAACCUUUAUCAGAUCUCGGAAGAGUUUCAUAUCAUGCUUACUGGAAGUCUGUAAUUCUCGAAUUCCUCUAUGAUCGUAAAGACAAGUCUUUUACAUUUGAAGAAAUUGCUCACAUGACGGGCAUGCACAUGAAUGAUAUUGCAGUUACAUUUCAGUUAUUAGGAUUUGUAAGAUAUAUUCCAAAUAAUGAAGUGGUUAAAUUAGGACUUUGUAUAGAUUGGAAUAAAGUUGAUACUCACAUGAAGAAAUUAAGAAAUAAACCACGAUUGGAAAUUGAUCCAGAAUGCCUUAGAUGGACACCUCUUCUUGCACCUACAGUGAAUCCUUUCAGAUCACCAGAGGAGGCGUCAGGGGACCAAGAAACUGAGAAUGAGGAUACAGAACAAAAAACUGAUAGUGAUGCUACAGCCACGGAGACAGAAGCUUCUGCUCCUGUGCAUACCAAGAUCGAAACAAAGGUUCCUACUAAAGUAGAGAAAGAGGAACUUCCAGUAGAGGUAACAUCUUCUGGGAGAAGACGUACUAGACCCCUCAAAUAUAGUGAAACUACUUAUCAGACGACGCCGACGGUCGGUGAUGGUAGCCGAAAGAGGAAACGAGAUCUCAGCAGAAAGAUAUCGGAGUCUAACUUUGAAGAAGGAAAAACCGAUGAGACGCCCAAACAACAAAGAAGUAAAAGUAUUUCUAGAAGAUCUUCAAGAGUUCAAAAUGAAAUAAAUGAUGACAAUAACAGUCAAAGGAAUAGAAGACAAAGUGUAAAAGAAACUUCUGUAUAUCCUUCAGAUAGCCAAGAUAGUCAAGAAGAAAGUGCAGAUACCACUUUAGCGUCUACUCCAGUCAUUAAUACCAUUAAACCAAAAACUAAACGGAAAUUUGCUUGGAGAGGGCGUUCUAGAAAACGGCAAAAGGUCAAUAAUAAGAAUGCAGUUAGAACUAGUUCACCAGUGCUUAAGAAAGCUAAACUUGAUGACAAUAAAGAGGAAACCAAUGAUUAUAAGACAGAUGAUGAUUCAAUACAAGAAGCAGACAAAACAGCCACGGCGUCUGUUGAUGAUCAGAAUUCACCAAAGAAAUUAAAUGAUGAAAAUGAAAAAGCAGAAAAGAAUAAAAAUACGGAUGCUAGCUCUGAAGAUUCUUCUGGUGAAGCAGAUGAUGAAAUGGAUGUUGAAGAAGCAGAAAAUAGAAACGACGCUGUUAAACCGGCAACACCACAUAAUACUGAAGAAAAUAGUACAGAUCAUCAUACUAGUGACAUGGAACUUGACAGUAUCCACAUGGAUUCUCCCAAAUCUAUAGCUGAAAAAGAACGAGACAUGGAUGAAAUAACGAAAGAUAAACUUGACAAAGAUAAUAACGACGAUGAAGUGGUGAAGCCCAUAGAAAAUGAAAGAGAUAUAAGAGAACCUGAAAACGAUUCAAAGAAUCCAUCAGAAGAAAACGAGUUACCUGAAACUAGAAACGGCGAAAUGAAAUCUCCUUGUAAACCAACUAUUGAUGAUAAGGAUACUAUCGUUAUUUCAGAAUCUGACGAUAAUAAUAGUCAAAGUUGUCCACUCCCAUCACCUACUUCGCAUUCAAUAGUACCAGUAUUGCAGAAUAAUAAUAAUAAACCAAAAGAGAUUGAAGAAAAUGAAAGUCCGUCUAAAGUUAUUCCAGUUGUAUCAACAGAAAAUGCUCAUAUAGUGUUAGAUCCCAAAGUACAAGAAGACGUUAAUACUGCAAGACCUGUAGUUGAUAAUAAUUUGCCAAAAAUCCAUCUAAUUGAGACAAUUGUAGUUGAAGGGGAGUCUGAUAAUGCCAAUUCUCCUGUUAUAUCUCCUAAGAAAAAUGAUAAGUCUGUUAUAAGCGAAUCUCCAAAGCAAAAGAAUUCACCAGAGAAACUUGGCACAGAGGUGGUGUAUGAACAGAAAAAGUGUGAAGUUAGAAAAGAGACUGUGAUACAACAUCAAGCUAUAGAUGAAAGCAAGACUCCAGAGAAAAAAUCGCCCACUAAAAUUGAAACGAUCAUACAGAAUUUAGAUCCACAGAGAGAUCUUUCAUCGAUUGCAAAAAAGCCAGAACCACCUAAAAUUGAUUCUUUUCUAGAGUCUGAUAAUAGAAAUAAAAUUCAGUACCCGAUCGUCAGUAAGGAGAAUGAGAUUUCCUUUCGCAAUGAUGCCUACACCAGAAAAGACGAAGUUGUAAUAACUAGAAAUAUAACAGAUCAUAAUUUUCAGAAUGUACAAAAUUAUCAAAAUCCCGUGAAUAAUUCAAUGACGAUACAGCAAAUAAAUUCAGCACAACAUUCAUAUCUCAAUAACAGAGCAAAUAUAAACAAAGAGUCUCAAGCCAUACAGACUGAAAAAGUUCUUAAAUCAAGUGAACAGAAUCGUGUGAUAAGUAGUAUGGUAGAUACGGCGCCAGUAAUAAGUAAAACUGCGACAAAAUUAGAAGUUCCUCAUCCUAUAUCGUCGCCAGUUAUAAGCCCAGUGAUACCAAAAGUUCCCAAUGUGUCGGAAAUAAAUUUUUUACCCAGAUGUCAAAGCGCUAAUCCUGCUAUAAAUAUAGGUGUCGAUAGAUCGGACUUAGAAUCUAGUUUUUCUAGUAAUAGUGCUUUACAAAAUUCAUUAACUGGAUCAAUGAAUAUUGUUCAGACUGGCUCUCAAGACAAAAACGACUCUAAACCUAGGGAAAAGAGCAAGCUUCGGGAUGUGCGUGUGAAUUCCGCUCACAGCAAAAUAGAAAAGACAGAAAAGAAAACUAAUAAAAGUGACACUCCAAGAAGUACACCAGAACCGAAAUUGUUUUUUCCUGAACAAAACACAAACGCCAGAAAACCUGAGACGUCUGUCCCUAUAAAUGUUAUUAAUUCAGUAGCGGUCACCAGCAAAGUAGAUAGUAAAUCCACUAACGAGGCACCAAAGAAGCAGGAUUUUUUUAAGAAAGAAAAAUCGAGUGCUAGCAAGUGCGACUCUAAGAAUAGUUCAGUGAAACAUGACAAGAGUUGCACGAGCCAGUUGAAUUUGAAAACGUCCGUCGACCAUCAGAAUGACGUAAAUAAAAUGUUGUCCAAAUUGAAAUACGACAACGAGCUGGUUCCUAAAGCUGAUUACUCGAUGAAUCAAAUUCCGAACUAUCAUACGACGCAUGCGCAGUACCAUCAGUGGGCGCCGUGGGGCGACCCUACUGUUGGACGUUUGCAGAGCGGAUGGGAUCCUAACAGGUUUAUAGAUGUAAAAAAUGACAAAAACUACUUUGAUAAAUUACAACAGUUCAACCUUCCCACCCUGGAUCAAAUGCAGAAAUCACCACAAAAGUUGCAUGCGAAGUAUGAUCAGAAGGAUUUUCACAACAUCGCAUAUGGAGCGCUCUCGAGUGGUAUCUAUGCGACCGGUCUCUCCCAUCUAAAGGAGACGAAGGGGCCAAAGACAUCAGAAUGUUCGCAGAAGAGUGAAGCAAGCAAGAAGCAGUCGAAGACGACGACCGCGUGCCAGACGCAGUGCGAGUCGAAGAAGUCCGCGGACGCUCAGAUGAAGCAGAUGAUGCAGCGACAGGCAAAGCAGCAGGAUGCGGCUAGCUGCGCCGAGUACCGGCAGAGCCCGCAGGUGCUAGCGUCGCCCGGCUGCAAGACGCCCUUCAACCAGAACGGUCCGUGCCAAGAGAAGGAGAUCGAGAAGAAGUCGCGCCAGCAGACCAAGAAGGAGGAGUCUCCGAAAGACACGAGCAAGGAGGAGAUGUGCGAGGCGGUGAGCCCGGCGCUGCAGUCGAUGGGCGUGUACACGCCGGACUCGACCAGCAACUCGGUGCACUCGGUGCAGUACCCGGCCUGCGAGCUGGACGUGAGCCAGCUGGGGCUGGAGUCGCCCACCAGCAUCGGCUCCGACAUGGCGUCGCCCUGCUCCAUGAUGCACAUGCACCCGGCGCCCAGCCCGCAGUACCCGCACUCCUCCAUACACAUCCCCUCCAUCAUGACGCAGCCCAAUCAGCCGGCCAAGCAGCAGAAGAUUAAUAAUAGGAACAGGAACAACAACACGAGUGGCGGCGGCGGCGGCGGUGGCGGCGGCGGCAGCGGCGGCGACAGCAAGGCGCUGCGCACGGCCGCCACGCCGCCCGCCGCGGCCGCGCGCCAGCGGGCCACGCCGCCCGCGCACUCGCACCAGCCGCACGGCGGUAGCGUGAUGCAGACGAGCGGCGGCGGCGGCAGCGGUGGCGGCGGCGGGGGAGGCAGCGGCGGCGGCGGCGGGGGCGGGUACCAGGGCGGCUACCUGCCGUUCCAGCAGCAGCAGCAGUACCACGCGGGCGUGGCGGGCGUGGCGGGCGUGGCGGGCGUGACUGCAGGCGGCUGGGGCGCGCCCAGCUGCUCGCUGGCCAAGCUGCAGCAGAUGGCCGACGCGCCGCAGCACCACCACCCGCCGCACCCGCCGCACCCGCACACGCCGCCCGCGCAUCAGAAUGAGUUAUUGCAGUACGCACAGCAAGCGGGCACCCCGCCGGCGGGUGGGGUGGGCGCGGUGGGCGCGGUGGGAGGCCACUACCACGCCAAGUACUACCCGCCACACAAUCAGCUCGAUUCGCCUCGGAACACCAGGAAUGCCUCCAGCAACCUGAGCCCGAUGCAGCACAUGCAGAUCGCGCCGGGCUCGCGAAUGUCGCCCAACAUCAACACGCACAUCAUCAGCCAGUACGGGCUGAACGGGUACCGCAUGUCGCCGCAGCAGCAAUUCAACAACCUGCCCGUGCAGAUGAUGAACGUGCAGGGCGGCGUGCAGUACCCGUCGGACCCGCGCGACCCGCGCGCGCAGCAGGGCAACGUGUACUACGGGUACAUCAACCCGCCGCCGCCGCUGGCCAUGCAGCCGCUCAACUCCUCCAUGCGUCGGUAGCCCGCGCCCGCCUCCGCCUCCGCCUCCGCCUCCGCCUCCGCUACCGCCGCCGCCGCACCUACACCACCGGCCACACGCUAGCGCUCUACGGUGCGAUCUAGACAACGAUACGAGUGAUUUUUCGCCACAAAAUAAAUAAUUCAGAUUUGGUUAGUUAACAAGAAAAUCCAUUAAAUUGCAGUGAUACUAGGGCUGGAUUUAACACUAUACUAUAGUGUCCAAUCUCGGUCUGUACUCAACCUAUAAUUAUUUUGAUCGUACUGUAUACUCGUUUAGUGUGUAACGUUGACACCACUACGGUUGCCUUAUCCUUCCGCGCUGGAACUCUUGGGGUUGGCGCAUACCGACGCAGUAGCGGCAGUUGAUUAGUUAUUCAAUCUUAGCCGCUUGAGCAUACGACUGAAAUUUGUAUAACAAAACCAACGGUGGCUCGGAGUUAUACAGGAGGCGAGAGGCAGCUUUGCGACCGAUCGGUCUGCGCUGACCCUUCUGCCCGCCGGAUGGCGCCGCGUCCCGUAUGGAAGCUGAAUAAAGUACAAAAUUGAAGAUAGAGUUGUAUUUAAAUCUGUUUAUAGUGAUGAACGCGUUGGCGAAACGUAGCAUAAUUUUAUAGUGCAAUAAUUGUAUGUCCUCCGCUGCACUAGUGUGGUGAUACUGACUCGCGGAGUGUCGACCGGACAGUGAUCUGAUGAUGGGCGUGCGCUUAAAUUCUAAUAAAUUAAUAUAUAUAUAAUAUAUAUAUACAUACUUAAUUUCCAAAGAGAUAAUGUUAAGUCUUUGGUUAUGUCAAAAAAAAGUGCAAUGUUUUAUUCGGAGUGGCAUACAGUAACAUCUGAUGUAAAGAAUUGUUUGGAAUUCGUAUUUAUAUGUAUAUCCUGUUUGCGUUAAAAUAUGUGUCCACGCGCGAAAUGUAAUAUACAUGAUUGCUUGUACAGUUUAUGUAUCUAAUUAUAUUUUACGGAUAAGAACCCAAGUUUGUCUUUAAUCUGUUCUUCGAAGUGCCUCUCACGUCCCAUCCGCUUAAUUUCUAUGUAAGAUAUUGUAAAUGUACUGCUUUCGAUUAACACAAGGCUGUAUAGACAUAGGGCCGUUAUAGUUGUAGCAUAUUUGUAUGAUAAUUAUGUUUUUGUGAUAGUGGAGUGUACGGGCGCGGCUAGCGCCCGCGGCCACGCAACGGCGGGCCUAAGGACGGUUAUUUUUUUUUAUAUUUUGUAUUCUUUUACACAAUGUAGACUUAAAAUUUUUAUGUAAUAAUAAUCUCUUGGUUUUUACGCUUCGCUUAAGAAUUAUUUUCGUGUUUUUACAUUAAUUUAUUGCCAAAUGUUUUUAACACUGAUUGCGUUUACAAUGUAAGGAAGUAUUUUAGGUUAUGUUAGUUAUAAAUUUUAGUUUGCUCCCUGCACGUACGUUUUACGGUUAUUCGUUAGGUCGGCAGAGGCGCGGUCACCGCGUCGGCCGCACUCUGUUGCGAAUCGGUAAAUUAAUUUGUAAGAUCUGCUCCUCUAAGGUUAUGAAUGUUAUUUGUUACUAAUGUGUAGUAAUUAUAUAAAAUAUUGUAAAUAUAAAUAACAGUAAGAAAAUAUGUAGCACGUGUUAUUACACAAAAUAUAAUUUUGUGAA